Molecule: messenger RNA, 2545 nt
Organism: Odobenus rosmarus divergens (Pacific walrus)
Lineage: Eukaryota; Metazoa; Chordata; Mammalia; Carnivora; Odobenidae
Gene: MIER2
Product: mesoderm induction early response 1, family member 2
Exons: 16
Coding region: 1-2304 (767 amino acids)
Biological process (GO): negative regulation of transcription by RNA polymerase II
Cellular component (GO): nucleoplasm
Molecular function (GO): transcription corepressor activity; histone deacetylase binding
Source: RefSeq, a predicted model, not a curated record
AUGGCGGAGGUGAGUGAGCGGGCCGGGGGAGCCGGCCCCCCGCCCCCGCGCGCCCGCGGCCACGGCCGCAGGGCCCGGCCGUGUCUGGGCUCCAGGCGCGGAGACCCCCGCCCCGGGGCGCGGAGGCCGGGCUCGGGGCGCCGCGCCCGUCGGGGCCCGUGGGGCGCGGAGCUCCGUCGGCGGCCGCCCCCGGCCACCCCCCCCCCGCCGGUUGCCACAUCGCGGGGUACAGUGCGCAUCCCGGGUCCCGCGGUCCUCGGCCCUGGACCCCCGCUCCCGGCGGCGCGCAGCCUUGCCCUCCCCGCGCUUGUCAACUUUGCGGAGUGCGCUUUCUGGGCGCGCGGUGGUGGCGCGCCGCGCUCACCCGUCGGGACCCCGGGUGGGACCCGCACGGCAGCCCGCUCGCGAGCCUUUAGUGUGCGGGGCACCGCAGAGUCGCUCCGUCCAGACCCCGGGCGGGACUCGAACUCCGACCCCGGGCCCGCCCUGAGCACGCCCGGCAAGGGGCGGGGGAGCCCCUGGAACCCUCACAGCAGCCAGCUGCCCAGCGUGUCCCUGUCCUACCUGUUGACCGAGUGCGGUGCUGCCCCGUUGAGUGAAUUUGCGGCGGUUUCACAGGAGAAGGCCUCCUCACUGGAAAGGCAGAGCCCUGGCGUGGCCUCCUGCCUCGCUCACAGCCUGUGCCCGGGGGAGCCCAGCUUGCAGACCGCAGCAGUGGUGUCCAUGGGCUCUGCAGACCAUCAGUUCAACCUCGUAGAGAUCCUGUCCCAGAACUACGGCAUCCGGGAGCAGUGUGAGCAGGCCGCGGGAGACCCGGAGAAGCCCGAGGGGGAGCUGGAGAAGGACUUCAUCGCCCAGAGCAGCGACAUGCCCCUCGACGAGCUGCUUGCCCUCUAUGGCUAUGAGGCAUCAGACCCCAUCUCGGAGCGGGAGAGUGAGGGCAGUGACACCACAGCCAACCUCCCAGACAUGACUCUGGACAAGGAGCAAAUAGCGAAGGAUUUGCUUUCAGGGGAAGAAGAGGAAGAGACACAGUCAUCAGCCGAUGACCUGACCCCGUCUGUGACCUCCCAUGAGGCCUCUGACCUUUUUCCUAACCAGAGUGGACCCUGCUUCCUGGCUGAUGCAGACAAAGAGCCUAGCUCUUCCACCUCUUCCGACACAGAGGAGGACCCUCUUCCUGCCAACAAAUGUAAGAAGGAGAUCAUGGUUGGGCCUCAGUUCCAAGCCGACCUCAGCAGCCUGCAGUUGGACCGCCACGGUGAGAAACUCUAUGAGAAUGACGACCAGCUGCUCUGGGACCCCAACAUCCUCCCCGAGAGGGAGGUGGAGGAGUUCCUGUACCGGGCAGUGAAACGGAGGUGGCACGAGAUGGCUGGGUCGCAGCUCCCGGAGGGAGAAUCGGUGAAAGACAGUGAGCAGGCGCUUUACGAGCUGGUGAAAUGCAAUUUCAAUGCAGAGGAGGCCCUGCGGAGACUGCGGUUCAACGUGAAGGUGAUCCGAGAUGGGUUUUGUGCUUGGAGUGAAGAGGAGUGCAGGAACUUUGAGCAUGGCUUCCGAGUGCAUGGGAAGAAUUUCCACCUGAUCCAGGCCAACAAGGUGCGCACCCGGUCCGUGGGCGAGUGUGUGGAGUACUACUACCUGUGGAAGAAGUCUGAGCGCUACGACUACUUCUCCCAGCAGACGAGGCUGGGCCGGAGGAAAUACGGCCCGUCGGGAGCCACGGACGCGGACCAGGACCUGGACGGCAGUGACCCCGACGGCACUGGUCGCCCCCGCUCGUCGCCCCCUCUGCCUCCUGCUGCUGACAGCCUGGGCUCUGAGCAGGACCCCUUGGCACGGAUGCACACAGAGCCGCUGAGCGUAGACAGCGUGGCCGGCAGUCUCGGUGAGCCUGGGGAGAGCUCCGACAGCCUCCCGUCCUCGGAGCCGGGGCCUUGUCCGUUCCAGCAGCUGGACACGCCCCCAGCCGUGUCCCUGCCCAGGCGGCCCCCUGCCCUGGCCGAGCCAGCCUUCUACCCCCCGGCCACAGCCCCUCCAGAGCCCGGCAGCAGCCCGAGACUAGCUGUGGACUUGACCCUGCCUGGGGCCCUCCCCGAGGAGCUGCCUCUCAUCUCCAGCCACGUGGAUGUGAACGGAGAGCCUGAGGAGGCCGUGGCUCCGGCACAGGUGGCCUUGUCGGUCACUGAGUUUGGACUCAUCGGCAUUGGGGAUGUGAAUCCCUUCCUGGCUGCCCACCCAGCGUGCCCAGCCCCCGGGCUGCACUCGGAGCCCCUGUCACACUGUAACGUGAUGACCUGUUGAUCCCUGGCCACGGGUGGGCGUGCGUGGCCUGGACUGGACGUGGGGCCACCGCGGGGCCUGCCUCUGCCAGUCUUCCCGACCCCUCCCCUCCUCGUGGGCCUCGGGUAACGCCUCCUCUGCUUCAGAACACGGCAAGGACAGGGUGAGCGGUGGCCGGGCCACUGCCCUGCCCCCCUCACACACAGACUAGUGCCCUCAGUGCCCGGCACCAUGGUCCGUGCUGUCCAGGCUGCUGCCCCCA